UCUGGCCGGAAAAAGGCCGCGAUUGUCGGCGGCCACCGAAGCUUCAAGUCGUCGAUUCUCCUUCGUCAGCCAUCAACGACCGACGAUACCACCGCCAUCAGAAUCCUCGUCCUCAGAUCUAUCAGGAUCGACCGUCGUUUGGACAGAAAUCUUGCUGGGAAAUUUCGCCGCCGCCAACAGUAGCCGCGCGUGAGUCACACGCGCCGCCAGUGGCAUUUUCGUAAUUUUCGGAGAAUUUCGAGGGUAUUUCAGUCUUUUACCUAUACAGUGAUACUCAGGUUGAAAUAUAGGUCCCCCAAAAGACCAUAAAAUUCAUUACACUCGACUACGAAGGAAAAUAAUGGAGAACGAAGAAAGAGCACAUCUAGAGGCUCAUUACCAAAGGGAGUUGGAGAGCAUGAAAAAUGAUAUUACACGACUUACAAGUCUACUCGAGCAGGCCCUAGCAUCCAAGUCCAUAGAAAAUACCUCUACUCAGCCAGCAGUCGCAACUCCAUCUGUAUCUAUGCCAGCAGCUCCUUUUGUAUUCACAUCUCAAAAUUUAGGGGCAAAUCCCUCUUUAUUUGAACAACAGUCCACUACCAAUGUUCCACCAGCACAAGUGCCGGUUACUGUAAACUUGACAGCUGAUGACCCACGUAUGAUGAAAUUCUCUAAACAUGUUGAUUAUGAGAAGUUGACCGCUCUAGAAGACAGAUUGAGGGCAGUCGAAGGGGCAGACUUAUAUGAUCCUGUUCAUGCGGCAGAGAUGUGUUUAGUUCCAAAUGUAGUUGUACCCAAAGAAUUUAGGGUACCAGAAUUCAUCAAGUAUACUGGAACUGAAUGCCCAGUCACACAUCUUAAAUCUUAUUGCAAUAAGAUGGCAGAAGUAGUGAAUGAUGAGAAACUUCUCAUCCAUUUCUUUCAAGACAGUCUUUCUGGAUCGGCACUAAGUUGGUAUACAAGGCUAGAUAAUACCAAGAUCAGAAAAUGGAAAGAUUUGGUAAAAGCUUUUGUGGAGCAGUACAAAUUCAACAUGGAGGUAGCCCCGGACAGGUCAAGCUUGUUAGUCAUGGAGAAAGGCAACAAAGAGACUGUAAGAGAAUACGCUUUGAGAUGGCGCGAAAAAGCAUCUCAUGUUCAACCCUCUUUGUUAGAAAAAGAAAUGGUCACUCUGUUUUCCAACACUUUUAAAUCUCCUUACUUUGAACACCUAGUGGGUAGUUCAGCUCAACAUUUCUAUGAUGCUGUAACUAUCGCUGAGAGGAUAGAACAAGCAAUAAGAAUGGGGAGAAUGUUAGAGCCUACUGAGAAGAAAGGCUUUACCGGGAAAAAGAAGGAUUCUGAGGUGAACAACGUGGAAGGAGUGUAUAAGGGUAAGAAGAAAAAUUACCAUCAUUAUAACUUUCAAAUACCUACCCAACAAGUUGCAAGUGUAAACUUCACUAAGCCUUUCCCUACCAACCAACAAAACCCACCAAAUGACCAACAAAGUAACCAAAUUGUUAAUCCUCCAAGAAGGAACUUUCAAAGAACCCAAGAACGAUUGCCACCAUUACCACUUCCCUUGGGAGAAAUGUAUUCAAAGUUGUUGAGCAUUGGGCAAGUGGCUCCUGUUCCCUUAACCCCACUGCAACCUCCAUACCCAAAUUGGUAUAAGCCGGAUCUGACAUGUGAGUAUCAUGCUGGCAUUGCUGGGCAUAACAUUGAAAGCUGUAAUGCAUUUCAAAACAAGCUUCUGCAAUUGAUAAAAGCUGGAUGGAUAACUUUUGAUGAUGCACCGAAUGUGAAUUCUAACCCUUUACCCAAUCAUACUGCAAGUAGUGGAGGGGUAAAUGCUGUAGGAGUAGAGGAUGAGAUGCCAAUUGAUGCUACUUAUAUGAGGCCAAGCACUAUGACAGCUAGAGCAUAUGAUGGUUCCCCUAGACAGGUAAUAGGGACCAUUGACAUUGAAUUGUUUGUAGGGCCUCAGAUGUUUUUGGUAACCCUACAAGUAAUGGAUAUACAUCCUUCAUAUAGCAUGUUAUUGGGGAGACCGUGGAUACACGCCUCUGGGGCUGUGACAUCAUCUCUACACCAAUGUCUGAAGUACAUUAUCAAUGGUACUUUAGUGAAAGUUAAGGCAGAAGAAACCUUGUCCAUGAUAAGAAAUGUGUCAGUCCCUUAUAUUGAAGUAGAAGAUUGCAAAGAUGGAAAUCUCCAUGCCUUCGAGAUUGUGAACACUGAAUGGGUACUAGAGAAUACGGUGUUGAGAAGACCAAUUAUUUCUGAUACUUCCAGAAUGAUAGCUAAGUGCUUUUUGAAACAUGGGCUACCAUUCCAGAAUGCUUCACUUACUGGAAGUUUUAAGGGAGUCAACAUGAUGAAAGUUAAGGCUGCUGAUCAGAGGUUUGGGCUUGGCUUUAAGCCUAAGAAAGAUGAUUACAAGAGAGCUGCUAGGAUUAAGCGAGAAAGAAGGUUGGCCAGAAUGGAAGGAAGAAAGCCAGAAGAAGAAGACAUUGUAAUCCCACCCAUCCAUGUUUCUUUCCCAAAGUCAGCAUAUGUAAUGAAACCUGAAAACAUGAUAGAAGUCUUGGGACAGAAACUUGCCGUCAUGGACAUCAACAAUGUAGAGGAAGGUGAAGGAAAAGGCUGGAAUUAUAAUGAUGAGCCGAAAACAACAGAAGAAGAUGAGUUGUUACCUCAGUUAACUGUCCACUCUCUAGAAGAGGCUCCAACCAAUACCUUUGUGCGAAAGCUUUCAGUUGAUGAAGUAUUCCAGAAUUGGGAGAUUGAAGAAGCCCCAGUUGUUUUCAAGAAGAAUCCUGAAAAUGAAUCCUCCAUAAAUCCACAAACAUAUUGCAUUGAAAAUGAAUGGCCAAACUUUGAUAAGGAUGUGAUUGCAAUGGAUGAAGAGGAAUGGAAUGAAGAUGAUAUGAAAGAGUUUACUAGACGGGUAGAACAAUCCGAGCAUGCUUGGAAAUCUGCAAAAGAAGAAUUAGAGGUGAUAAAUGUAGGCACAGAGCAAGAUAAAAGAGAGCUAAAGAUUGGAACUCUGAUUACCACAGAAGAAAGAUGUAGUUUAACAGCACUACUACAAGAGUAUACGGAUGUGUUUGCCUGGUCUUAUGCAGAUAUGCCUGGUCUAGACAUUGAUAUUGUAGUACACAGAGUGCCUCUGAUAGAAGGAUGUAAACCUGUUAAGCAGAAAUUGAGAAGAACUCGCCCGGAUAUUCUACUCAAGGUCAAAGCAGAGAUAGAGAAACAGUGGGAUGCCGGUUUUCUAGAAGUUAUUAAAUACCCUCAAUGGGUAUCUAACAUAGUGGUAGUCCCAAAAAAGGAUGACAAAAUCAGAGUAUGUGUAGACUUCAGGGAUCUAAACAAAGCUAGUCCCAAGGAUGAUUUUCCUUUGCCUCACAUAGAUGUUCUGGUGGACAAUGCUGCUAAGAGUUCAACUUAUUCCUUCAUGGACGGAUUCUCCGGGUAUAACCAGAUUAAAAUGGCUGAAGAAGAUAAAGAGAAGACCACUUUUGUCACACCAUGGGGAACAUUUUGUUACAAAGUGAUGCCAUUCAGAUUAAAGAAUGCUGGAGCCACAUAUCAAAGGGCAAUGGUGACGCUUUUCCAUGAUAUGAUGCAUAAAGAGAUUGAAGUGUAUGUGGAUGAUAUGAUUGCCAAGUCUAAGAACGGAGAAGAUCAUGUUCAAGUUCUAAGAAAAUUAUUUGAUAGACUAAGGAAGUAUCAGUUGAAGCUGAAUCCUGCAAAAUGCUCAUUUGGGGUAAAGUCUGGAAAGUUGUUGGGAUUUGUGAUAAGCAAUAAAGGAAUAGAGGUCGAUCCUGAUAAAGUGAAAGCAAUUCAGGCAAUGACAAUUCCUAAAACUGAGAAAGAAGUAAGAGGCUUCUUAGGACGUUUGAACUACAUCGCUCGAUUCAUAUCUCAGUUAACAACAACAUGUGAGCCAAUCUUUCGAUUACUUCGGAAAAAGAAUCCUGGUACAUGGGACAACGACUGUCAAGAGGCUUUUGACAAAAUAAAGCAAUACUUACAGAAUCCACCUUUGUUAGUGCCACCUGUGCCUGGAAGACCUUUGAUCUUGUAUUUGACAGUAACCGAGGUAGCAAUGGGUUGUGUGUUAGGACAACAGGAUGAGUCUGGAAGAAAGGAGCAAGCUAUCUAUUAUCUGAGUAAGAAGUUUACCGAUUGUGAAUCCAGAUAUACUAUGACUGAGAAGCUAUGUUGUGCCCUUGUGUGGAGUACGAAGCGUCUUCGACAAUAUAUGUUGUAUUAUACCACCUGGUUGAUCUCAAAAAUGGACCCGCUUAAGUACAUCUUUGAGAAACCUUACUUGUCAAGCCGAAUAGCAAGGUGGCAAGUAAUGUUGGCAGAGUAUGACAUUGUAUACAAGACAAGAACAUCUGUAAAGGGAAGUGUAAUUGCUGAUCAUUUAGCAGAUAAUGCUAUCAAAGAUUAUGAGCAUUUGAAAUUUGACUUCCUGGAUGAGGAUGUGUUGAUAGUCGAAGAAGACAAAGAGAAGAAUGAUUGGUGGAUCAUGUAUUUUGAUGGGGCAGUGAAUGUAUCCGGCAAUGGAGCAGGGGCUGUGAUAAUCUCACCUGAUAAGAAGCAAUAUCCUAUCUCAAUCAAGCUACAAUUUGAAUGUACUAACAAUACUGCUGAAUAUGAGGCUUGUAUCCUUGGCUUAGAAGCUGCUUUAGAGAUGAAGAUAAAGAAGCUUGAUGUCUAUGGGGAUUCAAUGUUAAUAAUCUGUCAAGUGAAAGGCGAAUGGCAGACCAAAGAAGAAAAAUUGAUACCCUAUCAACAAUAUCUCUCAAAACUGACUGAGGGUUUUGAUGAGAUAGAUUUUACCCAUAUGGGAAGAGACAAAAACCAGUUUGCUGAUGCUUUGGCAACCUUAGCUUCUAUGGCCAAAACUGAUUACGGCAUCAGGGUACAACCAAUCUGCAUUGAGAUUAGAAAUUUUCCAGCUCAUUGUUGUGCAAUUGAAGGAGAAGUAGAUGGGAACCCAUGGUUUUAUGACAUCAAGCGGUUUAUCCAAUAUCAAGAGUAUCCCUUGGGGGUAUCUAAAGCAGAUAUGAAGACCUUGAGACGGUUAGCCAUGGAAUUUUACCUGGAUGGAGAAAUUCUAUAUAAAAGAUCAUUCAAUGGGGCUUUACUAAGAUGUCUAGAUGAAAUCGAAGCUAAGGUAGCAUUGCAAGAAAUUCAUGAAGGAAUUUGUGCAACUCAUGCAAGUGGGCAUAUGAUGGCCAGACAACUGCAACGAUCUGGAUACUUCUGGAUGACCAUGGAGAAAGAUUGCAUUGAUUAUGUCAGAAAAUGCCAUAAAUGUCAGGUGUAUAGUGAUAAGAUAAAUGCACCUCCAGCUCCUCUAUUCAAUAUGACAUCACCAUGGCCAUUUGCAAUGUGGGGAAUAGAUGUGAUUGGCCCAAUCAACCCAAAGGCCAGCAAUAGGCAUCAAUUUAUCUUAGUAGCCAUUGAUUAUUUCACAAAGUGGGUGGAGGCCAGCUCUUAUGCUCAUGUAACUCAAAAGGUGGUCAAGUGUUUCAUUGAGAAAGAUUUGAUUUGUCGGUACGGUUCACCUGAGAAGAUAGUGACCGACAACGCCCAAAAUUUUAAUGGGAAAAUAAUCACAGAAUUGUGUGUGAAGUGGAAAAUUAAACACUCAAACUCGUCUCCUUACAGACCGAAGAUGAAUGGUGCUGUCGAAGCUGCAAACAAGAAUAUCAAGAAGAUUAUCCAGAAGAUGGUAGUCACUUAUAAGGAUUGGCAUGAGAUGCUUCCCUUCGCUCUACAUGCGUAUCGCACAGCAGUAAGGACAUCUACUGGAGCUACACCUUACUCAUUAGUAUUUGGGAUGGAGGCGGUGAUGCCUUUGGAAGUAGAAAUUCCAUCUUUGAGAGUACUAAUGGAAUCUGAACUAGAAGAAGCUGAAUGGGCUAAAGUGAGAUACGAGCAGCUAAACAUGAUAAGUGAGAAGAGGUUGGCUGCAAUUUGUCAUCACCAGUUAUACCAAAGAAGGAUGGCCAAAGCAUAUGACCGGAAAGUCCGACCAAGGGAAUUCAAAGAAGGGGAUCUUGUACUAAGAAAAAUCUUACCAUUACCAAGUGAGGAUAGAAGCAAGUGGGCACCGAACUAUGAAGGCCCAUAUGUAGUGAAGAAAGCAUUCUCUGGAGGGGCCCUGUUGUUAACUAGAAUGGAUGGAGAUGAUGUAUCUAGGCCUGUGAAUUCUGAUUCUGUGAAAAAGUAUUAUGUAUGA
This is a messenger RNA of Populus nigra (black poplar), 6229 nucleotides long. RefSeq lists its product as uncharacterized. Gene Ontology annotation, molecular function: RNA-DNA hybrid ribonuclease activity; nucleic acid binding. The coding region runs from base 341 to 6229 and encodes 1962 amino acids. The transcript has 4 exons. NCBI's taxonomy places the organism in Eukaryota, Viridiplantae, Streptophyta, Magnoliopsida, Malpighiales, Salicaceae. The record is from RefSeq and is a predicted model, not a curated record. Gene Ontology annotation, biological process: DNA integration.